AUGCUUUCAACAGCAAAGCGUGUUGUCAAUAGAAUCAUUGGAAAUCCCGAACAGACAGUGACUACAAUCACCACUGAAACCUAUUUGAAGGGAAUCGUGAAAGAUCCAAGGCAUGGGGCGGUGAAAUACUUGAUCAGUCUGUUUCCAAUCUUUGGAUGGAUCACCCGAUACAAUUUGGGAUGGCUUACUGGUGACCUUAUUGCUGGUCUUACCGUAGGAAUGGUGCUAGUCCCACAGGGCAUGUCAUAUGCAAUACUUGCCUCGCUUCCUGCGCAGUACGGUCUGUAUUCAUCCUUCGUUGGCGUCCUUGUAUAUUGCUUCUUUGCGACUUCGAAAGAUGUUUCUAUCGGACCAGUGGCAGUUAUGUCGCAAACCGUGGCUCAAAUCAUCAUUGCUGUAGAUGCACAGUACCCUGGUAAAUGGGCUGGCCCACUGAUAGCCACCACGUUGGCCUUUGUUUGUGGAUUUAUCGUACUCGGGAUUGGCCUCUUGCGCAUCGGCUGGAUCGUCGAGUUCAUACCCGUACCAGCAGUCAGCGGGUAUAUGACUGGAUCUGCGAUAAAUAUAGUUGCAGGUCAGGUUCCUGCCCUCAUGGGCAUUACCGGGUUCAGUACUCGAGCUGCCACGUACGAAGUUAUCAUCAAUACUCUCAAGGGACUUCCCGGUACGAAACUAGAUGCCGCCUGGGGUCUCACAGGCCUUUUUUCGCUCUACGCAAUUCGCAUCAUGUGUGAUCACUUAUCCAAACGGUACCCCAGACGAGCCCGACUUUUCUUUUUCAUCUCAGUUGCAAGAAAUGCUUUUGUGGUGAUAGUGUUGACCUUAGCUUCUUGGCUGUACUGCCGACACCGUAAAACCGCCUCCGGUAAAUAUCCGAUUGCCAUCUUGGAAACUGUUCCCGCAGGAUUUCAAAACGUGGGAGCCCCUGUCAUCGAUAGCGAGCUCGUCAAAGCCCUCGGGCCACAGAUCCCUGUCGCCACCAUAAUUCUCCUUCUUGAGCACAUCGCCAUUGCCAGAUCAUUUGGACGGGUCAAUGGAUACAAGAUCAAUCCCAACCAGGAGCUCAUCGCCAUAGGCGUCACGAACACGCUCGGCACUAUAUUCCAUGCGUAUCCCGCUACAGGAUCGUUCUCCCGCUCUGCCUUGAAGUCGAAGUCGGGUGUGCGGACUCCUCUGGCUGGUAUUUUCACUGCGAUGGUUGUCAUCGUUGCUCUCUAUGGCCUUACCCCAGCCUUUUACUGGAUCCCUAGCGCUGGUCUUUCGGCCGUUAUCAUCCACGCGGUCGCUGAUCUUGUCGCGUCACCUUCCCAAGCAUUCUCUUACUGGCGCGUUUCCCCCCUUGAGUUUCUUAUUUGGUUGGCUGCAGUCCUGGUCACCAUCUUUUCGUCUAUUGAGAACGGCAUCUACACCUCCAUCUCGGCAUCGUUUGCCUUACUUCUGGUUCGCGUCGCACACCCCAGGGGAUAUUUCCUUGGGAAGGUUACCCUGACACGCAACUCAACUGAAUCACGAGAAGUCUUCGUUCCGUUGCGCAAGGAUGACGUAACAAACCAAUAUGUCAAGGUUGACCCUCCUACUCCGGGUGUGAUCGUUUACCGCUUCGAAGAAAGUUACCUAUACCCCAACUGCGCCAUCAUUAAUUCCGUCAUUAUGGCCGAUCGUCCCUGGAACGAUCCCGGACCAACUCGUGGCAACUCCCUGAGUGCAGAGGCAGCCAACAAUGAAAAACCUGCUCUUCAUGCGAUUGUGCUAGACUUCUCUGGAGUAUCUCAAAUUGACACCACAUCUGUCCAAGCUCUCGUAGACACGCGGAACGAAGUCCAGAAAUGGGCAGACCGUCCUGUAGAGUUCCAUUUUGCUACUAUUUUAUCACCCUGGAUCCGGCGUGCUCUGGUAGCCGCAGGUUUCGGCAUCGGUACCCCAGCAGUCGAGCUUCUAACGAAACUGCAUCUAUUCGUAGGCGUCGAAGACAUCGAGGCCCACAGCGAGUCUGUCCCUCCUACUUCGGGAACAGUGCCCAUUGUCCCCGUUGAAACCCCCUUCUUCCAUUUCGAUCUCACUAGUGCUGUCCGCGCCGCGGAGGCUGGUGUGGAGAAACUUCACGAGAGAGCUGAAACUCCACCGGCGAAAUAUAUCUGA
This is a messenger RNA of Suillus fuscotomentosus, 2139 nucleotides long. RefSeq names its product sulfate transporter family-domain-containing protein. Gene Ontology annotation, biological process: transmembrane transport. Gene Ontology annotation, cellular component: membrane. Bases 1 to 2139 code for a protein of 712 amino acids. NCBI's taxonomy places the organism in Eukaryota, Fungi, Basidiomycota, Agaricomycetes, Boletales, Suillaceae. Gene Ontology annotation, molecular function: secondary active sulfate transmembrane transporter activity. The record is from RefSeq and is a predicted model, not a curated record. The transcript has 12 exons.